Messenger RNA from Fonsecaea multimorphosa CBS 102226, 1023 nucleotides. RefSeq lists its product as uncharacterized. The record is from RefSeq and is a predicted model, not a curated record. The coding region runs from base 1 to 1023 and encodes 340 amino acids. Gene Ontology annotation, molecular function: 4-hydroxy-tetrahydrodipicolinate synthase activity. The transcript has 6 exons. Lineage: Eukaryota; Fungi; Ascomycota; Eurotiomycetes; Chaetothyriales; Herpotrichiellaceae.
AUGCGCGAACUGAGGCCCGGGCUGUAUGGCCCGCUGCCUACCUUUUUUGACGACGACCAGGAACUGGACCUUGCCAGUUACAGGGAACAUCUCGCUGGCUCCCUUGGAGAAGGUGCUCAUCUGGUGGGUUGGUUCCUUUUCUGCCGCCGUCCUGAUCUUUUGCGGCCCCAAAUAUUUAACUCGGCUGGUUAUAUACAUCAGGACCCAUCGGAGCGGCGGACUCUGAUUGAAGUCACUCGCCAGACUCUAGACGAUCUGAGCUUGACCUCGACUCCCAUCGUUGCCGGAGUCGGGGGCCUCAGCACUCGAGAAACAAUUCGGUUGUGUCGGGAUGCUGCAGCUGCCGGAGCGGACGCCGGGCUCGUGAUACUACCGGCCUACUACGCUGCAAGCUUGAAUUCGGACCAGGAACAGAUCGUCAAGUACUACGUCGACAUAUGUGAAGCUUCUCCGAUUCCGUUAUUCCUCUAUAACUUUCCGACAAACGCGGCAGGCCUAGAUAUGUCAUCUGAGGUCAUUGAGAAGAUCAUGAGAGCGGCGCCAAAUUUGUGCGGCGUCAAGUUAACAUGCGGCGGCAGUAUCGGCAAACUGGUGCGGUUGAAAGCAGCUCAGGAUGGCUUCCAAACCACCAUGCCCACUCGCCGUUUCCCUUUCCUUCUCCUCGAUGGCCUAAUCGGAGACCUUACCGCGUGGAAGGCGUGUGGCGGACACGGUACUGUGAGCGGAAUACCUAAUUUCGCUCCACGAGCCUCUGUAAGGCUGUGGGAGCUCCUCAACACCUCAUCACCGACGCAUGAGGAAGUGUCGGAGAGAGACAAAUUGCAGGCCGUGCUGUCGCGCGCGGACGCGAUUGCUGUCCACGCGGGCAUUCGGGCAAUGAAGUUUGUUUUGCACCAGGUCCACGGUUAUGGUAAGGCGCCACGUCGACCUCUUUUGCCGCUGAACGAGGACGAAGGACAGUUGUUUCUCGCCUCCUUGAGCGAACUGCUCGAGACGGAGCGCGAGUACCAGAAACGAGAGUGA